Messenger RNA from Botrytis cinerea B05.10, 3412 nucleotides. RefSeq lists its product as hypothetical. The record is from RefSeq and is a predicted model, not a curated record. The coding region runs from base 708 to 3275 and encodes 855 amino acids. The transcript has a single exon. NCBI's taxonomy places the organism in Eukaryota, Fungi, Ascomycota, Leotiomycetes, Helotiales, Sclerotiniaceae.
GAGCGCCAAGAUUAAGGAAAGUAUCUGAUUUGUACUGUGUGCACGUCAAAAGUAUACUUGUGGGGCUUUUUGUGUUCCUCAUCAAUUGCGGGAAAUUUUUCCGGGAGGCCUCCUCCUUGGAGGCCCCCGGAUAUUCCACUGUUUACUCACAGCUCCGAGAAUUGUUUGCCGUUGACUCAUGUGCGAUUCAAGUGGAGAAAUAAAUUCUGUGCCGUUGUUGAUCUUUGAUGGUUGGACCCAGUUGAUACAUGGUUAGUUCUUUGUUUAAUGAGUUUAUUGGUCAAGCAGUGCAUCUCAACACACACAUUUUUAUGUUUUGUCAAAACGACUAAGAGGAAACUAGAUUAGCAAAGUUGAAUACCCCAUUUACUCUUUCAUUCUCAACCAUACCAAGCCACUUUCAUAAGCCAGGGAAGCUUUCUUUUGUGCCUGGGAUGACCCAUUGUACCCUUUGGUGAUGAUAUCAUCAUAGUGGUAUGUAAUUUUGUCUCUAUUUUACAUUGAACCUCCAUCAUAUCCCCAACAUAUAAAUAUGGCACUGGUCUGCCCUUUUACCUUUCCAUCUCUCUUCAUACUCUUCAAGGAAGCUCAUCAUUUACAUCCACGCUCAUAUUUCUCUCUCAUCUACAAUUGCCCAUUAUCAAAGCACAUCUUCCACCAGCAAAAUUUGUCAAAGUUCAUAAUCUACAUUACAAAAAAUCUUAAUCAUGGCGUCCACCGAUAUUCUUUCCCAUACCCUCUCCUCCAUCACUUCCAUCAAACUCGAGGAGAUUUCAACCCAGAGAUCUGCAUUCGAGCAAGGCAAGUCGGAACUUCUUAAAACCGUUUCAGAUCAGCCCAAGCAAAGUGAGAAACUCCGCAUCUUACUAGAUCGUAUUGAGAGUCUUGCCUCCAUGGGAAAGCUCAAGGAUAACAAAUCUAUCUCGUUAUACAACAUCCGGCUAUUUCUUCAACAAGCUCAACAUGACCCAUCCGUUUCAGAAGGCCUCCUGAAAGAUUGGCAAGAAAAACUUGAGAAGGAGCUCGACGUUCAUUCGUUGAAAUAUGAAUACGCCUCUUUAUAUGGACGACUUGUCAAUGAGUGGCUCUCGGCCUCGGAAGAAAAGACGGCGUCUGAUGGCGACUUUGAGAGUAUUGGUCGAGAGGAGAUGCAUGAGCAGCGACAGAAAUGGGAAGACUAUGUUUUCAAUCCUCUAGAAACUGAUACUGCUGCUAUCGAAUCAUACCUCACCAAGCUUUUUACCUCGACCUCUGACAUCAAGAAUGCUUGGGAAAAUCUACGACUCCAGACCGCUAUCUUCGAAAAGGAGAUGGAAGACCAAGUGCACUUUGACGAAGACUCUUUAAAAUGGGUGAUUAACGGCCUCCUACGCAGUGAUCUUGUUACCGAUGAAAAGCGUGCCAUUCUUAAAGACUUCCAAAGCAACAAGGUCGUCCUCGCUGAAGUCGCUGACGUUCUGAAUAUGCGCAUAUCCUCACUCGACAAGUGGAAAUGGGGCUCAGAGGGUACGACUGUCGAACAACGCCGGCAAGUCAACGGUCGUUACCGAUUUUAUCAUGACGAAGAUCUUCUACAAUCCAUUCUUCUUCGUUAUCUCGGGGUUAAAUGGUCCGUAUUCUUCAAAAGCAAGCUUACCGAUUUCAAAAAUUCCCACAAUGUCUGGGCUAGCUCCACUACACAAGUUCCUAAAGCAGACAAACACAGACGCGAAUACUUCUUUAACCAAACUUGUAGCAAUCGUGGAAACGUUGAAGCUAUCCGAGAGAGCCACUUCGAUUCUGAAAUUUUUCUCGAACAACUACAACAUUCACCCGAGGAACAACGAGGCGGCUACAAUGACGAUGACUCUGAAAACGAAACAGACACUCGCAAAUCCCCUCAACAAAUCACACAAUCCGUGCUUCACACGUUGGCCACAGAAAUAAUAAUGCAAACUCGUCUUGGCAACCCUGUGACGGUAGUUCGUUCCGAUUUUGCUUGGUUUGGACCUUCUCUCUCUCACACAAGUAUGUUCUCAGUUCUAUCCCAUUUCGGUGUUUCCUCAAAAUGGAUAUCGUUCUUCCGUCGCGCUCUUGAAGCACCCAUGGUUUUUCCUUCCGAUGGACCAUCCGCCCCUGUUCGUAUCCGCAAACGUGGGACUCCAAUUAGUGGUCCACUGAGUGACAUGCUCGGCGAAACUGUUCUCUUCUGUCUUGAUUUUGCCAUGAACAAUAGAACCAAUGGUACACGUCUAUACCGCUUACACGACGAUAUAUGGUUCUGGGGUAGUGAAUCAGCUUGCGUAUCUGGGUGGAACGUCAUGGAAGAGUUUGCAACCCUCAUGGGACUUGGCUUUAAUUCUGAUAAGACAGGCUCCUGCACCGUAACUCGUCAUCCUAAUAAUAUCACCAAGUCUCCUUCAUCUCUCCCUAAAGGACUUGUUCGUUGGAAUUUCCUGUACCUGGAUCCUCUCACUGGCCGAUUCUUGAUUGAUCAAAAGCUAGUUGAUAAUCACAUCAAAGAGUUAAGUCUUCAACUGGACGCUUGCAAAUCUAUAUUCGACUGGAUUCAAGCAUGGAACAUCUACGGCUCCCGUUUCUUCACCACAAACUUCGGUCGACCGGCCCAUUGUUUCGGACUCGCCCAUGUGGAAGAUAUUCUCACGACCUUCUCCCGUAUCCAAACCCAACUCUUUUCCAAAACUGGUGGCUCCGUUACCUCAACUCUUAAAUCCAUGCUCCAUACUCGUUUUGGUGUUGAUAAUAUUCCAGAGGGCUACCUCUAUUUUCCCAUGUCCAUGGGUGGUCUCGACCUCAAAUCUCCUUUUGUGCCACUCUAUUUGAUCCGCGAUCAAGUUGAGGAAAAUCCAGAUAAAAUAAUGGAUAAGUUCUUCACAGACGAGCGUCAUAGUUACGAACGUGCGAAAAAGGAAUUCGAUGAUGGCGAUGCAUGGUCAAGUCGUCCUAAACAUGAUAAAGAACUCGACCUCGAAGGCUUCCCCUCGUUUGAAGAAUAUACACAAUAUCGGGAGCGCACAUCGAGAACAUUGUAUAGUGCGUAUGGCCAGCUGAGAGGCGAGCCAAAGGAGUGUGCGGUUGAUAUUAUGGUGGGAAGAGUGGCGCAGGGGGGUAAAUGGGAGACGAGGGGGAUGUCGAAUUAUCAGAAGUGGAUUUUGCAGCUUUAUGGGGCAGAUAUGGAGGAGAGGUUUGGGGGGAUCAAUGUUGUGGAAAAGGGAUUACUUCCUACAGGAAUGGUGGGAAUGUUUAGGGAGAGUAGAUUCAAGUGGCAAGGGUGAUGUUGAGAAACUGUGCUAAUGGAGAUGAUGGAUAAGUUGAGAGGACCGAACGAGAAUGACGGUUUCUCGUAUUUUGGGACUGGAGUUGGAAUAACAAGAUGUUCGUAGUAAAUACCACCACCACUUUGCAAUUGAAA